AUGCCAGACCCCCAGAUCCUCUCGAUAUCGGACCUCUCCACGUCGGAAGCAAAAUGGGUGGCCCUCAAGAAAGUUGACUUUGUCGACCAAAAAGGCACGCCUCGCUCCUGGGAGAUCGCCGUCCGCAAGACGACCUCCAAAUCCGGCGUCGACGCCGUCGCCAUGGGGAAUAUCUUCGUGCACCCGUCGAAACCCCCGGCAACACUGCUCGUCAUUCAGUAUCGACCUCCCGUGGGGAAGUACACGGUCGAAUGGCCCGCCGGGCUGAUCGAUGAGGACGAGACGCCCGAGGAGGCCGCGAUCCGAGAGAUGAAAGAGGAGACAGGCUACGAGGGGAGGAUUUUGGACUCGAGUCCCGCUGUGGCGAGCGAUCCGGGGCUCACGAACGCCACGCUCAAGCUGGUCAUGAUGGAGGUGCAGUUGAGUGCGGGUGAGGCCGAAGAUAUCAUGCCGGAGCAGAAGCUCGAUGACGGGGAGCUGAUCGAGCGGGUGAUGGUGCCGUUGAGUGAGCUGUAUGAGCGCUUGCUGGGCUGGGCGGCGCGGGAUGACUUCAUGAUUGCUGGGAAGUUGUUUUACUUCGCGGCUGGGAUGCACUUUGCGAAGAACAGCGGCUAUAUUUGA
Cladophialophora yegresii CBS 114405 is the source of this 621-nucleotide messenger RNA. RefSeq lists its product as uncharacterized. Gene Ontology annotation, cellular component: nucleus. NCBI's taxonomy places the organism in Eukaryota, Fungi, Ascomycota, Eurotiomycetes, Chaetothyriales, Herpotrichiellaceae. Gene Ontology annotation, biological process: nucleoside phosphate metabolic process; ribose phosphate metabolic process. Bases 1 to 621 code for a protein of 206 amino acids. The transcript has a single exon. The record is from RefSeq and is a predicted model, not a curated record. Gene Ontology annotation, molecular function: ADP-ribose diphosphatase activity.